This is a messenger RNA of Eurytemora carolleeae, 716 nucleotides long. Its product is annotated as splicing factor 3A subunit 2. Bases 69 to 569 code for a protein of 166 amino acids. Lineage: Eukaryota; Metazoa; Arthropoda; Copepoda; Calanoida; Temoridae. The transcript has 2 exons. The record is from RefSeq and is a predicted model, not a curated record.
CUUAAAUUCAAAAUCAAUUAGAAAUUAAACUUUUUAGAUCUUUCAAAAUCCACGAGAAUAAUCUUGGCAUGGCAACAGGCUCACAGCAGCAACAACCCAAGCCUAGUGGUAAUUCUGGAUAUCCUUCAUAUCCUGCCCAGCCAGGGGGAUAUCCACCACAACAAGCCGGAGGAUAUCCUGGCUCUGCUCCAGCUGGAUACCCACCCAACUCGUCUGGAUAUCCACCAAAUCCAACUGGAUAUCCACCAAAUCCCACUGGAUAUCCCUCUAAUCAAACCGGAUAUUCCCAAAAUCCUACUGGAUAUCUACCGAAUCCAACUGGAUAUCCUUCUAAUCCCACUGGCGUUCCCCCUAACCCUUCUGGAUAUCCGCUAAAUCCAGCUGGAUACCCUCCAAACCCGUCUGGAUAUCCUCCUAACCCCUCUGGAUAUCCUCCAAACCCCUCUGGAUAUCCUCCAAACCCCUCUGGAUACCCACCUAAUCCCUCUGGAUAUCCACCAAGUGGAUUCAACAUGCCUGGAGCCCUUUUCCCUGAUAGUAACCUACCCUCCGGCCCUGGAUACAAAUAAUGAGAUAAAUUAAAGAAAAAUGGCUGGAAAAUUGAAAUCACGUGGCACAAAUCAUGUGACGGAUCAGCUGAUAUUUCUAGUCGGUCUUAUGUUUUUCAGCUGAUUAAACGUAAUAUUUUUAAUAUAUAUUUUAAUCCGUUUGUUAGA